AUGGGUGCCUGUCAUCAUCCCUGUCACCUCACAGGAGCCCCCACGGCCCCCGUGCCACGGCCUUGCUCCACCCCGGCCUUGUGUCACAGCCGGCUCACAACAUGGCGGCUGGGAGGGGCGGCAGCGCUUCCAGAACCUUCUCAAGGGGCCCUGAGGGGAAUGGCCACCCCUCGGGGCAGGGGGAUGGCACUCGCCUUCCUCAGGUCCUGUGUCAGCCCUGAGGGGACGGCCCCGGCGCUGCCACCGCCUGAGCGCCUCAAGGGACAGAGGGUCAGGGUGUCCGUGCGAGGGCUGGCAGGACCCUCCCCAGGGCAACUCGCCGCCAUUUUGAAGGGGUCGGGGAUGAGUUGGCUCCAGGCACAUCAUGGCGGCUGGGGGACAGCCCUGCUCCUCAGGCUGGGGGUCUGGGCAGUGUUGGUGGCAUCUCUCCCCCCCAGGGCGGGCGGCCAUGGCCCACUGCCGGGCUAUGCUGGCCACGAGAUAGUCCGGCCGAGGAAACUGGCCCCCAGGGCAGGAAAAGCCGCGGGGGAAGAGGUGUCCUACGUCCUCAGGGUGGAGGGGGAGAACCGCAUCAUCCGCCUCACGCAGAAGAGAGGAUUUCUGGUGAAAAACCUACCGGUCAUCACAUACAGCCCCAGGGGGACGAGGGUGGUGGAGCAGCGCCACGUCCCCCAGGACUGCUUCUACCUGGGCUCUGUGGAGGGCAGCCCCGGCUCCCUCGCCACGCUGAGCACCUGCGCGGGUCUGAGGGGCCGGCUGGAAAUCGGGAACCGGAGCUACGGCAUCGAACCCGUGCCAAGGUCCCUCACCUUCCAGCACCUUCUCUAUCGGCGGGAGAAGACCCAGAACAAGCCCUCGAUGUGCGGGCUGAAGGAUGAGGUGAGCCAAAACCAACCGGGUGGGAUGGGAGCUAAGACAGCCUUAGGAAAGCACGACUCGUCUCAGAGACUGAAGCACUCCAAGUACGUUGAGAUAUUUGUCGUGGUAGACAACUACCUGUUUUCCUUCCAAGGGAGCAAUGAGACCUCCGUGAUGCUUCUGGUUAUAGACACAAUUAAUUUAGCUGAAACAUACUAUUAUCCUCUGAAAAUUCGCAUCUGCCUGAUCGGGCUGGAGAUCUGGACGCAGAGCAACUUCAUCAGGUACAGCCAGGACAUAGAGGAAGUUCUUAAAAAUUUUAAUGACUGGGGAAAUCGGGAUCUUUCUCAGAGGAUGGAAUAUGACAUCGCAUAUUUAUUUACCUACGUGGACUUUGGACUAAUCGUUGGGCUGGCAUAUGUAGGUAGCAUCUGCCACCCUGGUUACCAGUCAGGCCUCGUAUCACAUAUACAGGGAGAUUUCAUCAUCUUUUCAACAAUUUUUGCUCAUGAGCUGGGUCACAACCUGGGGAUGGAGCACGACAAAAAGGAGUGUGCAUGUGGAAAAGCCAUCAGGUGCCUCAUGGCGGGAGACUCGCUCCACAGCGCCAAGGCUUUCAGCAACUGCAGCAGGCAGAGCUACCGAGACCUGAUCAGCAGAGGGGAUGGCGACUGCUUGAGCAACAUCCCAGAGCCCCACAGACUCUUCCAUUUUAAAUACUGUGGCAACAAGGUGAUUGAUGAGGGAGAGCAGUGUGACUGCGGGGGCUCACAGGGCUGCCGAGGCAAUCCUUGCUGUCACCAGAACUGCAGGCUGAAGCCGGGGGCUGUCUGCUCCGUUGGGCGAUGUUGUCACAAAUGCCACUUCCGUGCUGCAGGACACAAGUGCAGGUCAGAGGUGGAUGAGUGUGACUUGCCUGAAUAUUGCAACGGGACUUCUGCGUGGUGCCCAGAGGAUCUGCAUGCGCACGAUGGCACGUCAUGCAGCAACGACGGCUACUGCUACCAGGGGAAAUGCGCGACCUACGACAACCUGUGCCAAAAAGUCUUUGGGAAGGAAGCUCGGGGUGCUCCAGAAAGUUGCUUCAAAAAGCAGAACGUGAGAGGGGAUCGAUUUGGCAACUGUGGUGGCGAUGGGAGCAAAGUUGCUUUUGUGGCAUGUAAACCCCAAGAUGCGCUGUGUGGAAGGCUGCAGUGUGUCAACGUGAAGAGGAAACCUGUUCUGGGCGAGUCUGAAACCAUCAUUCAGACGCCAGGGCCUGAGGAUUGGUGCUGGGGCACAGCCUACCAUGCCAGCGCGGAUACACCCGAUAUCGGAGGAGGGCUUGAUGGCACCAGAUGUGGGCCAAAAAAGAUCUGCAUUAACAAGACAUGCACAGAUGCCGCGGUCAGGGAAAAGUGCGAUGGGAAGGUUUUGUGUGGGGGGAAAGGGGUUUGCAACAACCUCAAGCACUGCCACUGUGAAGCUGGCUGGGCUCCUCCGGACUGCCAGUUCCACGGCCUGGGAGGGAGCGUGGACAGUGGCCCUCCACCAUCUCUCACAAUGUCCAUGACGGAGUUUGUCCAAAAUAAAGUGUUCAGGACAGUAAUUGGGAUCACAGUUCCCAUUACCCUCAUUCUGAUUGCCCUCCUCAUUGCUGUAACCAAAUACAGAAAGGCAAUAGCUGCGUUUUUCAGUACAAGUUUAGCCACCAAGAGCAGUGAGACUCCCACAGGUGAGGAGCACAGUAUGGAAGAAGAAGAUGAUGUUUAA
Messenger RNA from Athene cunicularia (burrowing owl), 2610 nucleotides. RefSeq names its product disintegrin and metalloproteinase domain-containing protein 20-like. Lineage: Eukaryota; Metazoa; Chordata; Aves; Strigiformes; Strigidae. The transcript has a single exon. Gene Ontology annotation, biological process: male gonad development; proteolysis. Gene Ontology annotation, molecular function: metalloendopeptidase activity. The record is from RefSeq and is a predicted model, not a curated record. Bases 1 to 2610 code for a protein of 869 amino acids. Gene Ontology annotation, cellular component: plasma membrane; external side of plasma membrane; sperm head plasma membrane.